Molecule: messenger RNA, 2767 nt
Organism: Durotheca rogersii
Lineage: Eukaryota; Fungi; Ascomycota; Sordariomycetes; Xylariales; Xylariaceae
Exons: 5
Coding region: 125-2572 (815 amino acids)
Biological process (GO): regulation of DNA-templated transcription
Cellular component (GO): RSF complex
Source: RefSeq, a predicted model, not a curated record
CUGCUGCCUUCUCCCUCCCUGCCGCCAGCCUACGCCCACCUCGCUCCGAGAACUCGCUACAACGGAUCCCUUGCACGUCUUCCCGACGCGCCCAGAUCGUAGACGAGCAAGAAUCGCCGCCAUCAUGGCCUCGUCGCGGAAACGCACAAGGCGCGACAAUGAACCCGAACCUGACGCGCCAGAGCCCCCCAAGGAAUCGUCCCUGCUCCAGCGCGUCAGAAAUACCUGGCAGUUCGCCAACCUGUUCCAGUGGAUCUACCUGUUUGGCAAGGUGGUCAAGAUUGACGAGAAUAUUGACGUAGAUGACUUGGAAGCCGAGUUUCUGAAGCCUCGUUCGCCCGUCUUGGUCGGUAUCGGCCUUGCUCUGCUCAAAUUCGUGUCGUCGCACCGCGGCCUAACUCCGGAUCUUUUCGAUGAGUAUACGCGACGGCAGUACGCCGCUAGAGCGCCCGACCGCAAUCCUUUUGGUACGGCCGAGACGCCAGCCAAGUUUGUCGAUUUUGACGUGUUCACAAAGAUCAAGGUCCUACACCAACUCACACAGUGGGUUAUGUUGCACCCCGAACGAAUCCGCGAGAAAAUGGACGAGCAAAAGCCCAGCGACCAAACCGAAUGGGUGCGGAUAAGAAUCGAGCCCUCCGGGUGGGACUGCGACGACCGCACGUACUAUAUCUUAGAUGACAAUAGGAUAUACCGUAUGACAGAUGCCCCACCUACGCAUGCGCCUUGGAAGCCGAAGAAAAACACCAAGAAGGCGAAGGCCGCGGCGAGAGCCGCCAAACGACGCCGCGUCUCGCGAUCUACAGCGCAGAACGGCGGAGACGUGGACGACGGCCCUACUUCAGACGCCGAUCAGGCCCCCGAGCCCGAAGAUGAUGGCCUUGGAGGAGCGAAGUGGGAAUGUGUCGCCACAAACCUCGCAGAAGUGCGGGGGUUUCUAGCUACGAUCCAGAAGACGCGAGACGAAAAUGAGAAAGUCCUCAGAGGUACCAUCGAAAAUCACCUUCUUCCUAUCCUCGAGAAGCAGGAAGAGAGUCGGAAGCGAAAAGCGCUACAAAAGGAGAAGGAGCUUCUUAACCUCGAAAAGAUGGCGCACGCCAAACGAUCCAGCCGCCUGGCUAACAAGGCCGAGCAGCAGCGACUAGAGCAGCAGGCUAAAGAAGAAGAGCAGAAGCGCCGCAUGGAAGAGAUCGCAUUCCGCAAAGAGGAACAAAAAAGGCUCAAGAUGGAGAAAGAGCGCGACAACCGGAUGAUGUCUCGGGAGCAGCGGCUGCGAGAACGGGAGGUCCGACGAGUGCAGCACGAAGAGGAGCUAGCUCAGCUUUCCGAAGACAGCAAGAAUCUGAGCAGUGGGACUGGCCGAUUGUCCGAAAGGCGGCUGAAGGCAGAAAUCGAGAAGAAUAAACAAGCCCUGCAAGAGCUCGAAGAGGAAGAGGAGGACUGGAUCUUCGACUGCAUUUGCGGUGUGUACGGCCAGGUCGACGACGGCACCCAUAGUGUCGCCUGUGAGAGGUGUAAUGUCUGGCAGCAUAGCAUGUGUGUCGGCAUCAGCGAAGAGGAGGCUGACCGCGACGACUUCCAUUUCGUCUGCAAGAGCUGCGAUCCGAAGAAUUCGUCACGAGGCGCAACGCCGAAGCCGACCGUGAUCAAGUUCAAAAGGAACCGACUUGGUUCUCCUUCGCGCCCUACCGCGAAGCCGGACGACCCAACCGCCCCCGACCCACCCCGAUUCGCGCAGCGCUCUCAUGUCGCGGUCGAGAUACCCACAAACUCUCUCCCACACCCAUCGAAUGGCCCGAGCCCAGUCCAGCAAUCUGCGACGGCCAACCACUCCCCAUUUGACGCAGCUGCCCAGCCGUUGAUCCCCGUCAAACAAGCAGGCCAGCCUAGCGCUCCCUUGCCCUCUUCGCCGCACCCAAACGGCGAGGGACCCCAUCCGUUCUCCUCGCCACACCCAAAUCUGUCGCCUCCGGAGCAGUCGCCUAAUAAGGCCAGAGCCUAUUCGACCAUGUUCAACCAAUCCUCGCCAAUAUCCAAGCCUCGCCUGGGCGAGAUCAAGAUACCACAGAAGGGCGUGUUCCAUGUUUCGCCGAAGUCCAACGGUGCUGCGCAGUCGACUUCUUUGAGCGGCCUCGCGCCUCGUCUAGACACUCAGGCGCCCGCUACCGCCCCAAGACCUGAUUCGCCCGUGAAGCAGCCCCUGGACGCGGCGAGCAGCAGCUUCUCAGCUCCUUCGCCGUCUGCUGCGUCCCUCUCUGCCUCGGCACGGCCUCCGAGUCGCGACGGCGGUAGCCAACAUGCCGCACUCGCUACGCCGCAACUGAACAAACUCGACCAAGCAAGGUCGAGGCUUGACCUAUCGCCGACCCUUCGACCAACGGAGAAUGGGAUUUCGCCGCUCAAGAGGUCACCGCCACCUAGUCAACAUUCGGGUAGCGGUGUGUCAUCGACGCCGGUUCCCGCAAUCCUCCCGCCUGUAACGGCUCUCUCUCCGUCACCUUCGCAGCAGAUCCUGACCCCCCCAAUCAAGCCAGCGUCCCCACACUCGAACAGCUUCGUCGGAGAUGCGUAAUGUGAAAAGGAAUUUCGACAAGGGUCAAUGGAGUUGUCUGCGGCCGACUCGAGAACACUAGGGGAAUCGAGAAGGAGAAUAACGCGAUAACACGCGGCGCACGGGGACAGAACAGGCCGUAUUCCGGUUCUGACCCGACACUACGACUGCUACUACACGGGAGAUACGCUAGGGCAAGAGGAAUCCUAGGCAUAA